Messenger RNA from Hordeum vulgare subsp. vulgare (domesticated barley), 800 nucleotides. RefSeq lists its product as uncharacterized. The transcript is spliced from 3 exons. Lineage: Eukaryota; Viridiplantae; Streptophyta; Magnoliopsida; Poales; Poaceae. Bases 1 to 558 code for a protein of 185 amino acids. The record is from RefSeq and is a predicted model, not a curated record.
AUGGCGAGCAAGGCGACGGCGGCGACGUCCUGGCGGUGGCGGCUGCUGCUGCUGCUGCUGGUGGCGGUGGCGGCGCUGUGCUGGAUCCCGCCGGCGAUCGCGAUGGCGGCGGCGGCGUCGACGGCCAAGAAGGGGGCGCGGAGGUCGCUGCUGGGGUUCGUGGAGGCGCAGGGCAACUCCUCCUACCGGUGCAGCCCCUCCGGCCCCUGCAUCCCCUGCCAGUACUCCGAGAAGAAUGAUGAGAAGUACUGCUGCAGCGAAACUGGCUACCGUUUGCCUUUGAAAUGUGUACAAGUACAAAAUGGUACAAAAGAAGAGAACAAACCAAAGGAAAGAAAGAUGUUGGCUGAGACGUCCACGUCAGGUGGCCCAAAACAUUAUGUUACUUACAGGAGUUGUGUACCAUUGGAGGAUGAAGAGAAACUAUCUAUUCUUGGUUUCGAGGUCCUUAUGGCUGGAAUGUUGCUGGUAAGUGGGCCGUUUGUGUAUUACCGGAAAAGGCAAGCAAAUCUAAUGCAAGGGGUUUCAAGAAUCCCGACGAACCCUCCUAGGUUUUAGCACGUACCAGUUAAAGGGAUUCGACCAGUCGCUCGUGAUGAUUCGUCGUGCCAUUUUGGUUUUGCUGUUUUCCCCUUUUGCCAUUGUAAUGUAUCUACACAUGUAUCUACAGGAGUAGAAAACACAGUGGCUAGCCUUCCUUCAUUGUGCCUUGGGUUGAAUUCUUGAAACAAAUCUCUUGUAUCAUACUUACUAUGUAACAAAUUGUGCCCUUUCUUUAUCAAACCAGCAGAUUUCCUUGA